Molecule: messenger RNA, 607 nt
Organism: Photinus pyralis (common eastern firefly)
Lineage: Eukaryota; Metazoa; Arthropoda; Insecta; Coleoptera; Lampyridae
Exons: 2
Coding region: 27-512 (161 amino acids)
Source: RefSeq, a predicted model, not a curated record
AAACAAAAGGCAAUAGCCCUCAUAAAAUGUCGCAAGUACAAAUUUCCAAAUCACAAGUAACAUGCAAGACAGACAGCGACGAAAUAAAGUGUCUGUACGGCGAAGGAGAUGGAAUAAUUGCACCGCGAAAUCAAAAGACAGUCGAAUUAAAACCGACAGACUCUACGCCGUCGACUGAAAUACAGGAAGACGUCGAAAUUUUAGACUUCCCCCUACCGUUCAAAUCGAUCGGACAGCGCAGUUCCCUGACCAACCUGCACGAUCUACUCGAACGCUGCCCUCAACCGCAACCGCCCAUCACUGUGAAACAAUUAAAAUCGCUACAACUAAACGAGAGCAACGCGAGGAUUAUGCACGAGCAGGUGCACCUAAUAAAGGCCAGCAUGGAAAACUUGCAGGAGUACGUCAGGCACUUCUGUUGCACCGAGCAGUUUAGGGAUGACGUCGACUAUAUUGUCGCCAAUGUCAGAUCUGUAAUUGCAAAGUCGGAGGAAAGUAAAACGAAUAAGUAGUUCUACAAUUGUAUUUUAAACGUACAGCUUUGCCAUGUCGGCUUUAUAUCGACUGGUUGUUCCAUUGCCACUUCAAUAAAUUGUAGUUCCCAAUC